AUCACAGGAGAGGAAUUACGUGUUGAAAUUCUCGUUGUGAACAAAAUUUUUAAAAGUUAAAAAAAACUAAAUUGAAUAGUAUACAAAUAUGGCCAGCCUAAUCAGACAAAUUUUAAAACCAAAUAUUUACCGCUCCGCCAGCCUAUGGACACAAUCUGCAAGACUUUUUUCAGCCGAAGGCGGUGCACCACAAUCUUACAGCAAGGAAAUCUUAAAACAGCUAGUUAGCACAAAUAAAGUUGUGGUUUUCAUGAAGGGGAAUCCUGAAGCUCCUCGUUGUGGUUUCAGCAAUGCAGUAGUACAAAUCAUGCGUAUGCAUGGUGUACAAUAUGAUGCUCAUGAUGUAUUGGAAAGCGAUGAAUUGAGACAAAACAUUAAAGAUUUUACGGAAUGGCCCACCAUACCCCAAGUUUUCAUUAAUGGUGAAUUUGUUGGUGGUUGUGAUAUUUUAUUGCAAAUGCAUCAAAGCGGCGAUUUAAUUGAAGAACUUAAAAAAGUUGGCAUUGAGUCGUUGUUGCUGAAAGAAGCCGAAGCUAAUGAUGGCAAAGAUUCUAAAAAGGAUUAAAUAGGACUGUUUUCUAUAGUAAAAUAUAAUGUAGAAUAUAUUUUAAAAACUUGUUAUUCAUUAGUUUAUAAUAUAUAUUAAAUAUAUUUAAUGUUUUCGAAA
Molecule: messenger RNA, 667 nt
Organism: Calliphora vicina (urban bluebottle blowfly)
Lineage: Eukaryota; Metazoa; Arthropoda; Insecta; Diptera; Calliphoridae
Gene: Grx5
Product: Glutaredoxin 5
Exons: 2
Coding region: 89-565 (158 amino acids)
Cellular component (GO): mitochondrial matrix
Source: RefSeq, a predicted model, not a curated record